Molecule: messenger RNA, 3919 nt
Organism: Sus scrofa (pig)
Lineage: Eukaryota; Metazoa; Chordata; Mammalia; Artiodactyla; Suidae
Gene: LRFN3
Product: leucine rich repeat and fibronectin type III domain containing 3
Cellular component (GO): cell surface; presynaptic active zone membrane
Molecular function (GO): protein binding
Source: RefSeq, a predicted model, not a curated record
GCCCGGCCCCCGCCCCGGCCCUGGCGGGGGAGGGGUCUCUGAGCGCGGCCCCUCCCCCCUGCGCCCCCGCCUCUGCUGCGGUGCCCCUACACCGCGUGUCUCCGUCUGUCCGUCUGUCUGCGCCGGGCCUCGCCCCACCCCGGCCCCCGGGGCUGCCUGGCCGCCCCCCCACCCACCGCAGCCGCCCCCCUGCCUCUGGGCCAGCCCCCGCUGCAGCCCAGGAAGCAAGUCAGGACGCCGCCGCCUCAGAUCCAGGGCCUGCAUCGUGAAAUCGGGGGCCUGCACCCCGAGAUUGGAUCCGGAGAUCUGGAAACCCGAGCCUGGGAGCCUGAUUUGGGGCUGAAACCCCAACACCUGGAGCCUGAACAUCAAUAUCUGGGGCUGAAAUCCCAGCAUCAGUCUCUGGGGCUGAUUUGGAACCUGAACCCCAAGAAUUGGAAUAUGGACCCCAAGAUUUGGAGCUUGAACCUCAAGAUCUGGCAUCUCAAACCCCAAAUCUGGAGCUGAACUCUGAGUUCUGUGCCUGGGACCUUGAAAUCUGGGACUGGAUUCUCAUGCUUAUACCCUGGAACCCACUAUUUAGAACCUGAACCCUGAGAUUUAGGCCUCAGAUUCCAAGAUCUGAACCCUGGCAUUCCACAGGGCCUAAAGCUGAGUUUGGGCCUGAAGUCCUUGCUGCAAACCUGAAUGCUGAGAUUUGGGGCAAAUCUUGACUCAGCACCCCAAUAUCAACUGAGCACCCCAGUAUCAGAUUCCAAGACUGGGCCUGCGACUCAGACCUUAAACUCUGCAUAUGACUGUUUAGCCUCUCAAGACCAGAGCUGGGAGACCCUGACUGAGCAACCCAAACUGGGUUGGACCCUUAGAGGCCCAAUAUUUGGAGAUCUAGGACUCAAAGCGUUAAGGUCUGCAGACACUGUGGCCACAAGUCUGAGCUGAGACACCAACAGAUAGUCCCUCUACAGAGGCCUUGGGGACAAGGAAGGCAUGACCAGGCACCCCCUCCAGAGCCCUGACCCCUGACCCCCUUGGAGCUUGAGGACUUUGCUCCCUGGGGCAGCUUCCAGCUCAGGCCGCCCCUGCCCGCGAUGGCCGUCCUCCCGCUGCUCCUCUGCCUGCUGCCGCUGGCCCCUGCCUCGUCUCCCCCCCAGCCAGCCACACCCAGCCCGUGUCCCCGCCGCUGCCGCUGCCAGACACAGUCCCUGCCCCUCAGCGUGCUGUGCCCGGGGGCCGGCCUUCUGUUCGUGCCACCCUCGCUGGACCGCCGGGCAGCUGAGCUGCGCCUGGCGGACAACUUCAUCGCGGCCGUGCGGCGCCGCGACCUGGCCAACAUGACAGGCUUGCUGCACCUGAGCUUGUCUCGCAACACCAUCCGCCACGUGGCAGCUGGCGCCUUUGCGGACCUUCGUGCCCUGCGCGCUCUGCACCUGGACGGCAACCGGCUGACCUCGCUGGGCGAGGGCCAGCUGCGCGGCCUGGUCAACUUGCGCCACCUCAUCCUGAGCAAUAACCAGCUGGCAGCCCUGGCGGCUGGUGCCCUGGACGACUGCGCCGAGACACUCGAGGACCUGGACCUCUCCUACAACAAUCUCGAACAGCUGCCCUGGGAGGCUCUGGGCCGCCUGGGCAAUGUCAACACCUUGGGCCUCGACCACAACCUGCUGGCUUCCGUCCCCGCCGGCGCCUUCUCCCGCCUGCACAAGCUGGCGCGCCUGGACAUGACCUCCAACCGCCUGACCACCAUCCCGCCCGACCCACUCUUCUCCCGCCUGCCGCUGCUGGCCAGGCCCCGUGGCUCCCCCGCGUCCGCCCUCGUGCUGGCCUUCGGCGGGAACCCCCUGCACUGCAACUGCGAGCUGGUGUGGCUGCGGCGGCUGGCACGGGAGGACGACCUGGAGGCCUGUGUCCCCCCAGCCCUGGGCGGCCGCUACUUCUGGGCUGUGGGCGAGGAGGAGUUUGUGUGCGAGCCCCCCGUGGUGACGCACCGCUCGCCGCCCCUGGCGGUGCCCGCCGGUCGGCCGGCCGCCCUGCGCUGCCGGGCAGUGGGGGACCCUGAGCCCCGCGUGCGUUGGGUGUCACCCCAGGGUCGGCUGCUGGGUAACUCGAGCCGUGCUCGCGCCUUCCCUAACGGGACACUGGAGCUGCUGGUCACCGAGCCAGGCGAUGGUGGCAUCUUCACCUGCAUUGCGGCCAACGCAGCUGGCGAGGCCACGGCUGCUGUUGAGCUGACCGUGGGUCCCCCGCCACCCCCCCAACUAGCCAAUAGUACCAGCUGUGACCCCCCGCGGGACGGGGAUCCCGAUACCCUUACCCCGCCCUCUGCCGCCUCUGCCUCCGCAUCUGCCAAGGCGGCUGACGCUGGGCCCCCGACCGACCGUGGCGUCCAGGUGACUGAGCAUGGGGCCACAGCUGCUCUUGUCCAGUGGCCAGAUCAGCGCCCUAUCCCAGGCAUCCGCAUGUACCAGAUCCAGUACAACAGCUCGGCUGAUGACAUCCUCGUCUACAGGAUGAUCCCGGCCGACAGCAGCUCCUUCCUGUUGACAGACCUCGCAUCGGGCCGUACUUACGAUCUGUGCGUGCUGGCCGUGUACGAGGACAGUGCCACGGGACUGACAGCCACCCGGCCCGUGGGCUGCAACCGCUUCUCCACCGAGCCGGCGCUGCGGCCCUGUGGGGCCCCACACGCGCCCUUCCUGGGCGGCACCAUGAUCAUUGCACUAGGUGGCGUCAUCGUGGCCUCGGUGCUGGUCUUCAUCUUCGUGCUGCUCAUGCGCUACAAGGUGCACGGCGGCCAACCCCCCGGCAAGGCCAAGGCCCCGGCGCCCGUCAGCAGCGUUUGCUCCCAGACCAACGGCGCCCUGGGCCCCACGCUGGCCCCGCCUGCCCCUGAGCCUGCCGCACCCAGGGCCCACACCGUGGUCCAGCUGGACUGUGAUCCCUGGGGGCCCAGCCACGAACCCACGGGACCCUAGCCUUGCACCCACCUCUCGGCCCUUCCGGCCCCAGGGGUGGCAGGACCCAGACUCCCUGUGGGACCUGGCCUGAGACUCACCAAAUUGCUCAUGGUUUUUAAAACUCUGACGGGGAGGGUGACGGGGACACCAGGGCACAACAAGAAAGUCCUAUUUUUCUAAGCUUGGGCGUGGGCCCUUGCCCUUGUCUCUGUCUGUUGGGACUGGGGGAUCGUUCAGGGGUCUGGAGCUGGGAUGCCCCCUCCGGGGAGAGGAACACCCUCCGCCCCCCGCCGCCAGUUCUGUCUGAGGUCCCUGGAUGAGGCUGAGGAUGGUUAUUUAGUCAGUCAACAGACAUUCUUUGAAUGUCCUCUCUGGCCUGCCCUGUGCUGAGUGGUGCCAAAGGGACCCAGGCGGCCCCGAGCCCUGCCCUUCAGACCGUGGUAACUCGUGGUGAUGAGGGAAGCCUAGGAGAUUGUAGGAGCCCAGAAGAGGUGCCCAACUCAGUCCAGGGUGUGGUUAGGGGGGGCUUCCCGAGGGAGAAAUGUGAUCUGGAGGAGAUAAUUGGGCAGAGAGCAGAGGGAAAGGUGUUUUUGGCAGAGGGAAGCAAACGUGAGGGCUUAGGAAGUGCCAGGCACAGGGCGGGGGGUGAGCAGGGGUCAGGACCCCAGGCCAGGGAGCUCAGACACUGGCCUGAUCGUCUCGGGGAGCUACAGAGGAGCCUGUGCAAAGGAGGGGCAGGGUGAGCUUCGGGUUUGAGGAAGAUCCUUCUAGUCAUCCUGAGGAAUGUGGACUAGAGGAGGAGACGGGCUGGGAGCCCCGGGGAAACCAGGGCAGGGACUUUGCAUGGGCGCAAACAGGGCUGGACCAGGGCAAGCCUGGGGGAAGCUGAGUGGGGGAGUUCCCGUUGUGGCUCGGCAGGCUAAGAGCCUGACUAAUAUCCAUGAGAAUGUGGGUUCCAUCCCUGG